GAAAACAACAUCAUGACUACAGAUCGCAAAAUCGUUAUUGUAGGUGGAGGGCUUGUGGGACCAGUAUGUGCCUUGUAUAUGUCUAAACGUGGAUACAACGUUACACUGUACGAAUGUCGAUCUGAUCCACGAGAGUGUGGGUAUACGAGAGGAAGGUCAAUCAAUUUGGCAGUUUCCAAUCGAGCUCGUAAAGCCCUACGCGAAUUGGGCUUGGAGGAAGAUAUACUUAAGGUUAGCGUACCGAUGAGAGGACGAUACCUACACCAACCAAACGGGAAACAUGUGCCUAUUUUUUAUGACCCCAAAAACAAAGAAUGUAUCUACUCGGUCUCGCGGAAUUAUUUGAAUAGACGGUUACUUGACGCAAUGGGUGAAUAUAAUAACCUUCAAAUAAAAUUUGAUCACAAACUUGUGGAUGCCAAAAUCGAAAGUGGACAGCUUAAGUUUUUACAAACGAAAACCAAUGUCACCAUCGACGUUCGAGCUGAUUUAAUAAUUGGCGCAGACGGAGCUUAUAGUACCAUGAGAAGAUAUAUGAUGCAAAAGCCCAUGUUUGACUAUAAUCAAACGUACAUAAACCAUGGAUAUGUCGAACUGACUAUCACGCCCGAGUAUGGACAUUUAUUAGCUCCUAACUAUUUGCAUAUUUGGCCGAGAUCCGACUUUAUGAUGAUAGCUUUGCCCAAUAGCGAUCAUUCUUGGACUGUUACUCUUUUUAUGCCAUUUAAACAAUUUGAACAAUUAGAUCAUCGCGACCAAUUAAUGAGUUUCUUUAACAAGCUAUUUCCCGAUAUUGUACCAUUAAUCGGCGAAGAACAGCUCGUCGAACAUUUUUUCAAAAUCAAGCCCUCAGCUUUGAUGUAUGUGAAAUGUAGCAAAUUUCACACCGAUGCGAAGUCACUGCUGUUAGGAGACGCCGCCCAUGCAAUGUUGCCUUUUUAUGGACAAGGAAUGAACGCCGGUUUUGAAGAUUGCGCAAUUUUCAACUCCGUUCUUGAAUACUGCAAUGAUAACAUUUCGAUGGCAUUAGAGGCUUAUACAGAGAGAAGACGAAAUGACGCGCACGCCAUUUGUGAACUCGCUCUCUAUAAUUACGUGGAAAUGCGAGACUUAGUAAUCCGACCAUCUUUCCGCAUACGAAAGUUCGUGGAUAAUAUUUUAUUCAAUUUAUUUCCAGAAUAUUGGAUACCACUGUAUAAUUCAAUUACUUUCACUGAGAUGGGUUACAAAAAUUGUAUUUCGAACAGAAGUUGGCAAGAUAAGUUUAUACUCUGCGCUUUUGUAAUUAUAUCAACUGUGGUGGCACUGGUUGCUGCAAUUUAUGUACGCCUGUAAGGGCUUUUUACGUAGCAAUAAA
Messenger RNA from Photinus pyralis (common eastern firefly), 1357 nucleotides. It is a transcript of the gene cn, whose product is annotated as kynurenine 3-monooxygenase-like. NCBI's taxonomy places the organism in Eukaryota, Metazoa, Arthropoda, Insecta, Coleoptera, Lampyridae. The record is from RefSeq and is a predicted model, not a curated record. The transcript is spliced from 7 exons. Gene Ontology annotation, cellular component: mitochondrial outer membrane. Gene Ontology annotation, molecular function: FAD binding; kynurenine 3-monooxygenase activity; NAD(P)H oxidase H2O2-forming activity. Gene Ontology annotation, biological process: NAD+ metabolic process; L-tryptophan catabolic process; quinolinate biosynthetic process. The coding region runs from base 13 to 1335 and encodes 440 amino acids.